AUGAAAGAUAGAAAUCACAAACUAUCUAGGAAAUUAGUUAAUAGAAAUGAUUUAGUGGUUUUUGAAAAGUUAGAAAGCAGUAAAAUGGCAAGCAAAGAAAACAAAAAAGUAGUGAAGGAAACUGAUUUAGGAAAUAAAGAAGUGUUUGAAUGUCCCAACUGUGAUAAUGUGCUAGAUAGAGAUGUAAAUGCUAGCAAGAAUAUCCUUUUUAAAGGAUUAAAAAAACUGGGGGUAGUUCAUCAAGAUGGAAGAAGACCUAAUGAAGUAAUAACCAAAACAGUUUCAAUCGAAGAAGAUGCCAAAAGAAGAGAUUUUACCAUUAAUGCUCUUUAUUAUGACCCGAUAGGAGUUUGUCGGUGUUUAACCAUACCUGAAAAUGUUAGACUAGACCAUGAAUGUGGAAUAGCAGUCGGCAAUCCUUAUGAAAGAUUUAAGGAGGACAAGUUAAGAAUGAUUAGAGCAUUGAAUAAAUUAGGAUUGUUAUCUCGAUUCUUACCAGAAUUGUCAAACCAAAAUGGAAUCCAGUUAGAAAGUGCUGAAGAGGUAAUAGAAGUAUUGCCUCAAAAUACUCCUACUCUAAUAAAAAUAAUGGCAAUGUUAGGAACUUUUGAAAAAGAUAAAGUUUUAGAAAUAACCCAGAGGUUUGCGAUUGAUCCAUCAGGAACAGGAACCACUGGAAUAUUUUUGGUGAUUGUCGAAAAUGGGGUUGUUGUAUCUUAUGAAUUUAAAGAUAAACCAACUAUAAUUCUUUAUGAAAAUACCACUUAUGUUUAUGGUCGGCAACAGCAAGGAACAGUUGGUUUGUGCAAGUUAAUUGGAAGCAUUUAUGGAAUGAAAAAUACUUUUAGUUUUGUAGAACAAAUAGGAGACAUUCCGGUUAGCAAUGUCAAAAGUUUCCGAGAUAAAAUUCAAACUGGAACUGAAGACAUUGAUGGUUUACUUUUCCAAGAGGGUAGAGGUUAUGGUUGA
This is a messenger RNA of Funneliformis geosporum, 969 nucleotides long. Lineage: Eukaryota; Fungi; Glomeromycota; Glomeromycetes; Glomerales; Glomeraceae. The record is from the annotation of a GenBank genome assembly.